Molecule: messenger RNA, 4179 nt
Organism: Thermochaetoides thermophila DSM 1495
Lineage: Eukaryota; Fungi; Ascomycota; Sordariomycetes; Sordariales; Chaetomiaceae
Exons: 1
Coding region: 1-4179 (1392 amino acids)
Source: RefSeq, a predicted model, not a curated record
AUGGCUGCCGCACCCUUUGACAAGCCUGGCGCCGGCAGCUCCUACGCCUUCGACAUCUAUAACGACGCUCCCUCUCUGCGCGCCAGUCUUCCCCCCGCCCUACCCAGCGGUCCAUGCAACUACACCGACCAAACGCUUCCGCGAUGUGGUUGUCGUCGUUUUUGGAGCCGCGCGUCCUUCUCCGGCUCCGGUCCUAGUGCUGGCGCCAGCGGGCAGCAGGACCCCGGCGCCAUGCCCUCCAACCUGGCCGAGGUCUGCAUGUGCUCGCACCAUGCCUGCUUCCAUGAGGACCUGCCGCCUACUACUGCUGCCCAACCGACACAGGCUGCCUCGGGAGCUGCGACGAACCCCGCGACUCAGGUAGGACAGGAGAACCAGCGGCCGAAGGGACAUCGAGAGCCGCUGAGCCCGUUGCAGGACUUCCAGUCGUUCCAGAUGCCUGCUAGCCUCGGUGCAGCAUUGGAUUUUAAUCUGUUGGAGUUCCAUAACCCCGGAAGUCUACCGCGGUCGGCGGCGAUCGAGGAGGCCCCUCGGCCGGCGGAGAGCCAGAUCCCGGAUACGUGCAUUGGCUGGGGGGAUUUGAUGCCGCCCCCGCUAAUCCGGAGCGACAACAAUCAUUCGCCGAUGCCCGCGCAGUCUUUUGUGACGCCCCCGCGGCCGCCAUCGACGGCGUCGUCGAGCCAGCUGCGCUAUCUCAAACCAUUCGCUGGCAAGGGGCUGCAGACCCUGGGCCCUCCGAAGGAUGCCCGCCGGCCGGCGCAGAAUGCUGAUGACGGCGAUCCCGAUGCGACACAGGAUGCUGCGGAGGUCAGCGCGCGGGAUUUGACUCCUCGGCCGGAUCCUGCCGCGCUGCAGAAGCUUUCGGAGAGGGUUGAUACCCAUGAGCAGCGGCUUGGGAGUCAUGAACAGCGUCUUGAGUCGCACUCUCAGCGUCUGGACAAGCUGGAGAGCACAUCCUUCUCGCUGGUGCCUAGUCAUGACGAUUGCCACGAGCGCUAUGACAACGUCGACCUGCGCGUGGCCGAUCUCGAGAACCGCGUGGAAGAGAUGGAGAAACGUCUGGAUGAUAACAUGAGCGUGGUGGCUAGCCGUCGCGGCGCCGGCGCAGACGAUGCCACGGCCAGCGUCGUCUCUGUUGAUUCGAACGCUACUGUGCGCGGAGGGGAGCUUUACACGAAGUUACAGGCUCUGGAGGCGACCGUCAAGCAGCUCCAGGCUGUCGCGCCCCCGACCUAUACCAAGCCGUGGGAGGUAGAAGUCGUCUUCCUGCCCUUCCCUCUGAAAGGCAUCUGGGUCUCGGCGCGAGAGUUCUCCAACCGCAGACGGUCGACCGGCGACGACUGGACGCAGAUGCCUAACACUCUAAGCCGGUCAACCCCCGAUCCCCAGUCGCCCAAGUUCCACGAGUGGCCUGGCCAGGCACCCGACUCAAACGCCCUCCUGCCGAAGGCCUUCCCUCCGGGAAAAGUCAUCGACCAGCGGCUCAAGAGCCGCGGCUUCAUCAAAACUAUUCUCGUGCGCGGGCCCGACUUCCGAAGCGUCGACCUCGCCGUGCACGAGGCUUUCGUAGACAUCUUCCGCAUCGCAACCCCCGCCCCGGGCCUCAGAGAGGAACUGCUCGCAGGCGAGUACGCCCUGUCCCGCUACCAAGCCCUCCAGCACCCCUGGAUACCCCUCCGCAAACUCCACAAGGACUCCCGCUUGCGCUUUCUUGCGCCGCAUGAACUCAUCACCCCGGGCCUCUGGACCUUCGAGUUCCUCGUCUCCUCCGUCGUCAUGAAAUCGACACCGAUUCAAAGACUCUACAUCACCCAGCCCGAGGCCUACCUCCAAGACCACUACAUCGGACAAGUCUCGUUCGAAAGCGGCUGGACCUGGCACAAGAUUCGCCAGCUCAGCCGGGUGUAUCCCGACUCCCAAUGCAGCGGCAGCGAGCUGUCUGCCUCGGCCAAGCCCCCGGAAAGUGACGUCCCCGAGACGUGCUGGCAAUAUCAUGACCGCCUCGAUGACCCGCCUCAUCAACAGCCGCCGAAUCAGUCCCUGCGUCUGUCGACGCAUCUCUCCCGCUCCUCCGCGGCUGCGUCGUCGAGACCCUCGUCAACGGAACCGUCCUUCUACACGGGUAUCCAGUCGCCCAUGAUGUCGAGCGCGUCGGCCCUGCUAAGAGGGCAGUCGCCUAUGCCGGGGUCCUCCGCCCCCAUCCAACAGCGGGUGGAGAGAAAGACGUCGGUACCGCCGAGGCUCAGAUUGGGGUCUGUUCCCCCCGAGGGGGUCGGGGUGUCCAUGUCGAGGGCCAUGCCCUCUCCUGCGCAAUCUAGGAGGAGGAUGUCGCAUGCUACGCCUUACGAAAGACGACAGUCGCCAUUUGUGAGUAUGGGCGGCGCAAGGCCCAGCCCCAGACCAAGUCCUCGGCUGAGCUACGCCCACGCAGCAGCCGGGUCGUCGUUGUCAUCGUCUGCUGCUGCUGUCGUGGCUGGACAUGGCUACAACAAGAGGAGGUUUGCCACCAAGUCCCCCGCGCCGAGCAUCAUUCAGCGAAACACCCCCCGCUGGAGUCGGACCAGUUUGUCACGAUCACCGUCGCUCGCGCCGAGCGGGCCGUAUGGGUAUGAUAACAAUCGGGAUAAUCGUGACAGGGAGAGAGAGAGGAGGGGCACGACGCCAGGGUUUUAUUACAACACUCCGCAUAGUGAGGCUGUGCCAGAGCAUGUGUAUGGAUAUCAUCGCGCGGGAAGCAGACCUCCUCCUCCUCCUCCUCCUCCUCCUCCUGUGUUGAGGAGUGGCUAUGAGGACGAUGGUGAGGAAGAGGAUGAGGAGAUGACCGAUUUGAGUUGCUAUGAUGAUGGGAACGGGUCGGGGACGGACCUCUACGACGACGACUUAACUGCGGGAGAGGAGAAUCAUGGCCGGAGUAGUGGAGGACGGUCUUCGGGACGCAGUUCCCGCCGGCAUAGUGGGUAUUAUCAAGAUGAGGACGGGGACUUGGAUUUUGAUGUGUACGAAGAUAUGGAGGAUGAUGAAGAGGAAGAAGAUGAGUUAGACGGGAUUGAGACCGAUGGCGGCCAGCCCAAUCACUACCGUUCUCUUCACCCCGAGUGGCAUGGCUUUGGCAGUCGUCAGCGCUCUCAUCGUUCCUCUUAUCAUCACCAUCAGCCGCAAAUCCUCUCCUCCUCUCCUCAGGGGCCCCUCCGACCAGAGGACAUCCCCUGGGCAGGCAUCGAAGAUGCCCAAGAACAAAUGCAUAACCCCCAUCAUCGCAGCUACCACAACCACAACAGUUCUUUCGCCGACGACGAAGACUUCCCGAUGGACUCCGACAGUGAGAACCACGAACCAACCUCUUCCUCCUCCUCCUCCUCCUCCUCCCCCUCUUCCUCCUCCUCUUCCCCUUCUUCAUCUACCCCCGGCCCCUCAUCCGCAUCCUCCUCCUUCGCAAGCGCCCAACAACAACCCCACAGCCACCACAACCGCCCCGCCCGUCGCAGCCUAAGCAUAAUCGAAAUUCACGAAGACGACCCCACUACCACAGGGGUUUCGGCACACGAUAUGACGACUACUACCACGACCACCACAACGAGUGGGAAUGGGAGUGAGCGUGAUGACGACGACGACGAUGAUGAUGAUGAUGAUGAGGAGGAGGAGGAGGAGGAGGAGGAGAAGGGAAGUGAUAACGAAAGUCGGGAUUUAGCACUGCAGGAUGCUGACGUCGAUGGCGACGCCGAGCUCCGGGGCAAGGACGAGGGGGAGAGGGAGGAGGUAGAGGAAGAAGACAUAGAAAACGACGCGAGCGUGAGCUCCAGCCCGGGAUCUAGUUCUCAAGCGCCGAGCGAAUACUCGAGCCGACCGCCGCCGGGAGCUUGGGCGGUUGUGCAGCAGCAUUAUCAUGCUCACCAACCCCAUCAUCAUGGCCAUCAUUAUCAUGCCCACGGCCAUCAGAGACAUCACUCUAGCAGCAACGGCGGCGGCGGCGGCGGUGGGGGAAAACAUCAACUUCUGUUAGGGCCACCGCUUAAUGUGGGGAUUAGCACAACCGCUGUGCCAACUGCGGGCUCUUUGCCAGCCCCUGCUCCAGCAGCUGGGAGCGGAAAUGGAGGGGCGAUGACGGCAAUGGGCUUCCAGAUCCAUGAGGACGCCACUGCGACGGAGGGGAGGAGGGAGGAUGAGGGCGAUUGGCCUUGA